AUGGCUUACUAUGGGUCGCUGACGCCGAGUAGACCAGCGCCAUCAGCGCCGAACGCAAGAGCUGGUGGGGGUAGUUCCGUGAACAACAGCCUCUACGCUGGGUCAUCGUAUAAUCCCAGUUACUCUUCUUAUGCUUCAGGGUCGUCUUCUAUCGGAUUCUCGCCAUCAUCAAAUGCAUCUUUCCGCUCCGGCUCAUCCACUACCUUAAUCGGCAACUCAAACUCGGACGGAGGGAUUGUAAGACAGGGUUAUGUAUCUGUGAAGGAAGAUGGAUUUGCCAGCUUUUUAUGGAGUAGAAAAUGGCUUGUUCUCAGAGAACAUCUUCUCUCCUUUCACAAGAAUGAGAAUUCUAUGCUACUGCUUGCAGAUGUCACAAAUAUCGAUCGGACAGACCUCAAACCAUACUGUCUUUUACUGGAGACAAAGGAUCGACGUAUCCACCUUGCCUUGAAGAGUGACGACGAAGUAUAUGGCUGGAAAGAUGAUAUCUACUCUCGCAGCCCUCUUAUGGGGUUUAGCAAUCCUGUCAAUUUCGUUCACAAAAUUCACGUCGGUUUUGAUCCCACGACCGGAAAUUUCACGGGCCUUCCUGAACAAUGGACCCGGCUAUUGACUUCAUCUGCUAUCACUCGCGAGGACUAUGCCCGCAACCCCCAGGCGGUUCUUGACGCCUUGGGUUUCUAUACAGAACAUCAAAAACGCGAAUUCGAAGAGAAUGGUAUGACGGGCUCGGGCACUUCUAUGGCCAUGAACAGCAUGACAACACUUUCAUCGUCGAAUAGACCAGCAUAUGGUGUUAGCUCAUCGGCUCCUCGAUUUGUCACCGGCACUGGGUUCGGAGGGGAAAAGUCAAGUGCAUCGCCGGCAGCUUCUACAACUAGUCUUGUGUCAAGAGAUCAGGAUGGAAUGCGACCGAUACUUAACCGGCAAGAUACUGCUCCACCCGGUUUAGAAACCAAGAGCUUUACCAAUAGAAAUGAUUUCCCAAAUGGCUCUCCCGGUAGUGUUCGACAGCAACCCCAACUACAAGCUACUCGGCCCGCUCCUCCACGGCCUCAACCUCAGCAGCAGUCUCAGCAAUCACGGCCUACACCCUCUAAGCCACCUCAAAGCGGCCCUUCUGGAAUACCCGCAAGAAGUGCUGGGCCACGCGAGCCAAGAGACCCUCGUGAACUUGCCCCUACCAGAUCACGGGAUGACGUCCCCGUGCAGAAAGAGAGAGAACAACAGCCUCUUCCGGUCCGAAAGGAGUCUAUCAAUGAGCGGCCACUUCCCCAGCCCAAUCAACAGCAACAACAAAGGCAACGAGAAAGAGACAGAGAACAAGCCCAGCCAGAACCAUCUCGUCCACAACUCGCCCCUGCCAAAUCUAUGCCUGCCAACACAACCCCAGCAACCGACCCUGCACCAGGUCCUGCUGGCUCCCUCGUUGGGCCACCUCCCACUAAGCCUCUACAGCCUGCCAAGAAAUUGCCCCCUGUUGAUAGUCCCGCCGUCAUUGCUGCUGCCAACGCUUUGGAGAAGCCGAUGCCGAAACAAGUGGAGAAGAGGUUUAGUACGAUGACGGAAGCUCAAAUCAUGGAUAAGCUCAGAAGUGUUGUCAAUCAAGACGACCCAAAGCUCUUAUAUUCGAUGAUUAAGAAAAUUGGACAGGGGUGA
Acaulospora colombiana is the source of this 1659-nucleotide messenger RNA. NCBI's taxonomy places the organism in Eukaryota, Fungi, Glomeromycota, Glomeromycetes, Diversisporales, Acaulosporaceae. The record is from the annotation of a GenBank genome assembly.